UGGAGAGAGAAAGCCCGCCUCGUCUGCCUGCGUGUGCGUGAGGGCAGUGACGCCAUUGACGUUGUCCCUGCCCACGAAGGGGUGGAGCUUGCGAGAACGCCCCUCCCUGCCCUAUGUGCCGCCGUCAUCUCCUCCUGCUGCUCUUGCGGGACUGGCAGUGGCCGAGCGGCUCUAGGUUCCUCGGCUGCCCUGCCGGUUGGUGGGGUGGCUGGAUAGCUGGUCUGGGCCGGAGCGGGUAAGGACAGCCCCACCAUGAACCUGCACCAGGUGCUGACGGGGGCCGUCAACCCCGGGGACAACUGCUUCUCCGUGGGGAGCGUCGGCGGGCAUCCCUUCACGGCAUAUGCCUCAGGAUGUGAUAUUGUGAUUCUGGGAACUGACUUUGAAAGAUUACAAAUAAUUCCUGGUGCUAAACAUGGAAAUAUACAAGUAGGAUGUGUGGAUUGCUCUAUGCAGCAAGGGAAGAUUGCUGCUUCUUAUGGGAAUGUGAUUUGUAUCUUUGAACCAGUUCAGAAUCUAAAACAGAAGAACAAUCAUCAUACUGAGUUGCAUUAUCAGUGGCAGAAGUCAGGUCAAAUUUCACUGGAGCAUGUAGUCCAUAACUUAACAUGGGACCCUAUGGGCUCUCGUCUUUUGAUUGGUUCCAGUUGUCUGCAGCUUUGGUCCAAUGUAAACUUUGAAAACUCAUUGGAAGAUGUGAAUCCUGAAAAAACAGAUUCUCGAGACUGGAGAAUUGUUUGGCAGUGCAAUACUGCUUCCCAAGUUCACCUAAUGAAAUUUUCACCUGACGGAGAAUUUUUUGCUACUGCAGGGAAGGAUGAUUGUCUUGUAAAGGUGUGGUAUAACACUGAUAGUUGGAAAUCAGCAAUUGUACCUCAAGUUUCAACACCAGAAACCACAACACAGGAAGUGGGUUUCUCCUUUAUUUACUUGGUUCAUCCUCGGGCUGUUAAUGGAUUUUCCUGGCGAAAAACAAGUAAAUACAUGCCACGUGGUGCUGUAUGCAAUGUAUUGCUGACAUGCUGCAAAGAUAAUAUAUGCCGUCUCUGGGCAGAGACAUUGUUGCCCAACGAUAGUCUGCUCUAUGGAAGUGGGUACAGCCACGGGCCCGAGUCGGUAAAGUUAACUAAUAACUUUAAGAGGAAUGCUUCUAGUAAGGAAAGCGUGAAAAAUGCUUUAGAGUUAAAUCUAAAGCCCUUUCGGCGAGGAAGAAGAAGAUCAAUAGCACUUGCACAUACAGGAUACUUGCCACAUCAGCAAGAUCCACAUGAAGUUCAUCGAAACACUCCACUGCAAUCAAAUGCACUUUGCCACUUUCAUAUUGCUGCCAGCAUCAACCCAGCCACAGACAUUCCUUUGCUCCCUUCCAUCACGUCCAUGAGUCUUAGUGAAAAUGAAGAAAAAAGCGGGCCUUUUGUAGUGCAUUGGCUAAAUAAUAAAGAGUUGCAAUUUACUCUAUCAAUGGAAGUCUUUUUACAACAGUUUAGAAAGAAUUUUGAGCAUAUUUCUUCUGAGGCCAGCACUGAAGAAUCUAAUCAGACAGAUAUAAAGUCUGAUGAAGAAACUGAUGACAUUAGAGAAGAUCAGAGAGGAAAUCAAGAACAGAAAGAGACUAUUGAAGAAAAAACAGUUCCAAACGCAAGCUACCUUCCCUUGUCUCCUGCUGUACUUGAUCAUGAGAUUGAACUACAGCUGUCUGAAUGGAAUAAAAAUGCAGACAUGUUGUUUAGUAUUCAUCCUAUGGAUGGGUCAUUGCUGGUAUGGCACGUAGGUUGGCUAGAUGAAUACCAGCCAGGCAUGUUUCGCCAAGUACAGGUGUCGUUUGUUUCAAGAAUCCCUGUAGCCUUUCCAACCGGUGAUGCAAAUUCACUUUGCAGAAGUAUAGUGAUGUAUGCUUGUACCAAGAAUGUUGACCUAGCUCUUCAACAAGGCAAACAAAAACCAUCUAGCCUUGGGCGUUCCUGUUCUAUGUUAAUCUCUUCUGGCCACAGUAAAUCAUCCAGCAGCUUAAAAUUAAGCAUUUUCACCCCCAAUGUUAUGAUGAUUUCCAAGCAUGCAGAUGGAUCUUUGAACCAAUGGCUAGUCAGUUUUGCAGAGGAAUCUGCCUUUUCAACUGUACUUAGUAUUUCCCACAAAUCACGCUAUUGUGGCCAUCGUUUUCAUCUUAAUGACUUGGCUUGUCAUUCAGUACUGCCCCUGCUGCUUACAACCUCCCAUCAUAAUGCAGUAAGGACACCAUUGGAUAGCACAAAAGGGGCACAAGAGAUCUUGCCUUCAGGACUAGACAAUAAGGAUACUGUAAGAACGUCACAGGAUAUUGAUGCUGUGUACAGUGAACUUAUCCUUUGGAGAGUUGAUCCAGUUGGGCCAUUAUCUUUUUCUGGUGGAGUUUCCGAACUUGCACGAAUCAAUUCCCUUCAUGUAUCGGCCUUUUCAAAUGUGGCAUGGUUGCCUACCCUUAUACCUAGUUACUGCCUAGGUGCUUACUGCAAUUCACCAAGUGCUUGUUUUGUUGCAAGUGAUGGGCAAUAUUUGAGACUAUAUCAAGCUAUAAUAGAUGCCAAAAAGCUUCUGUGUGAACUAUCAAAUCCAGGAAUUUCUAAAUAUGUUGGUGAAGUUUUUAAUAUCAUAAGCCAGCAGUCCACAGCUAGACCAGGAUGCAUUGUAGAGCUGGAUUCCAUUACAGAGCUGCAUGGUGGAAGAAUGCAAUUACUUCAUGUAUUUCAAGAAGAUUUCAUUUUGAAUAAUCAUGAGAAUAAACUGUCUGGAAAAAAUACCAUGUUACCUGGUUAUCAUAAAAAUGGGUUUUCUGAAAAAUUCUAUUUAAUUGUAAUUGAAAAUACGAAAAACUGCUCAUUAUUGCACAUGUGGAAAUUACACUUGAUGUCCAUACCAGUCUCAGUGGAUGAAAAAAUAAACUUGAAGACAUCUGAAACAGCAUCACAGGAAGAGCCCUAUUCUUCUCCAGACCACGAGAAACUCCAGUGUUCCUUUGCACAGAAAUACCAAGCCUGCAAAGAAAACCUUCAAAGUACAAGUCAACUUAGUCUUUCUUCGGAAAUUGUCUAUAGUCAAGAACUGAAUUUACCAGAAGGAGUAGAGAUAAUAAGCAUUAAACCAUCAGCAGGGCACUUGAGCUCUUCCUCCAUAUAUCCAGCUUGCCGUGCUCCUUAUCUUCUUGCAACUUCAUGCUCAGAUGGUAAGGUUAGGUUUUGGAGGUGUAGAGUAACAAUGGAGUCAGGUGUGGCUUCUGUAUCGGAGAGUAGUACGAACUCUGGUAUGUAUAUAUGGGAAGAAUGGCCAUUACUUAUUGAAGAUGGACUUCUUAGCAGCAGUGCUCUUAAUGUGCCAGGCAAGCCACUUGAAAUCAGCUGUGCAUAUACAAAUCGUUUAGCUGUGGCAUAUAAGCGGACACCAUCCAAAAACUGUCGUUCGUCUCAAGACUUUUUGAUGAACAUUGGCAUUUUUGAAUGCGAAUCUACAGGAGGCUCUUGUUGGAUUUUGGAACAAACUCUUUACUUAGAUGAACUAAGCCAAACCUUGGACUGCCUGGGUGCUGAUAAUAGUUCAGUAGCAGAUGGAAUUGAAAGUGUAACACUUAGCACAAAGCAUUUGGUUCACUUAGAUUGGAUGUCUAGGGAAGAUGGUUCACAUCUCUUAACAGUGGGUAUUGGAUCAAAGCUGUAUAUGUUUGGUCAGUUGGCUGGGAAAAUGCAAGAACAAACUGGUAAGGAGGUAUUUGUACUGCCAUUAUGGGAAAAUGCUAAAACUGCAUGCCUUUCUAGAUUUGUGUUGCUAAGAUGUGUGGAUUUAGUUUCAUCUGUGGAAGGCUCACCCCCUUUACCUGUUUCUUUAUCUUGGGUUCGUGAUGGUAUCCUUGUAGUUGGGAUGGAUUGUGAAAUGCAUGUUUAUUCUCAGUGGCAGCCCCUUUCAAAGCAAGAUCCCAUUACUGCAGACUCUUACAACGGAAGUACGCCAUCUAUAAUAAGCUUAAUGAAACAAAGUCAGUCUGGUGUCCACCCCACAAAACGAAUGUUAACCAGGUCUAUGACAAGUCUUGCUCAGAAACUUAGUGGAAAGAGAACUGUGUUUGAUUUGUCACUGGAGAUGGAAGAUUCUGGUCUCUUUGAAUCAGCUCAUGCACUGUGUCCUACUUUACCUCAGUACCAUCCUCUGCAACUUUUGGAACUUAUGGAUUUAGGAAAAGUACGUAGAGCAAAAGCCAUCUUAUCUCAUCUUGUUAAAUGCAUCGCUGGAGAAGUUAUUGCUAUAAGUGAGUCCGGUCCCAAGCGAUUCCGAUCUCUCUCAAUCUGUGCUAGUGGGAGCAGUACACGGGAUCCUAAGGCAUUUAGCAGAACUGAGAUUUCAGACUAUACAGAAAUAGACUCUGUUCCACCACUUCCUUUAUAUGCAUUGCUUGCUGCAGAUGAGGAAUGCUUAUAUGCCUGUACAGAGAAGUCUAAUGACCAAAGAAACUUUAAGAAACGCGAUGUGCCAGAUGAAAACUAUGAGGAACUUUUUCAGAAUUUCAUUGCACAUACAGAUGAUCUCACUGUGUUUGAAGAAGAUGAAGAAGAUAAAAAGCCAAAGGUUAUUGAUCUUUCUCAGUACAGUCCAGCAUACUUUGGACCAGAACACGCCCAAGUGCUUUCUCGUCACUUGCUUCACUCUAGUUUACCAGGUCUCACAAGGAUGGAACAGAUGUCCUUGAUGGCUUUGGCUGAUACAAUUGCCAUUACUAGUACUGACAUAGGAGAAAGCAGAGACAGAAACCAGGGAGGAGAAACACUUGAUGAAUGUGGCUUAAAAUUUCUUUUGGCUGUCCGUCUUCACACUUUUUUGACAACUUCAUUGCCACCUGCACACAGAGCCCAGCUACUCCACCAAGGUUUGUCUUCUAGUCAUUUUGCCUGGGCAUUUCAUUCGGUAGCAGAAGAAGAACUGCUAAAUAUGCUACCUGCAAUGCAGAAAGGUGAUCCAACAUGGUCAGAACUCAGAGCUAUGGGUGUAGGAUGGUGGGUUCGAAAUACUCAUAGUUUGCGCAGAUGCAUUGAAAAGGUUGCCAAAGCAGCCUUUCAAAGAAGCAAUGAUCCGCUAGAUGCAGCUAUUUUUUACCUUGCAAUGAAAAAGAAGGCUGUGAUUUGGGGUUUAUACAGGUCCCUAAAAGAAACUAAGAUGACCCAGUUUUUUGGACAGAAUUUUGCUGAAGAUAGGUGGCGUAAAGCAGCACUGAAGAAUGCUUUUGCUCUGUUAGGCAAACAGCGUUUUGAACAUUCUGCAGCAUUUUUCUUGUUGGCUGGUCACCUAAAAGAUGCGGUUGAGGUUUGCCUAGAAAAACUGAAUGAUAUUCAGUUGGCUCUCGUAAUAUCAAGACUUUAUGAGUCAGAAUUUGAAGUAUCUGGAACCUAUAAAUCAAUUCUACAAAAGAGGAUUCUGGGAAGCAAGUCUCAUGGCAAAGAAAAUCCAUCAAACACACACGCUGAUCCUUUUUUCCGAAGUAUGGCUUAUUGGAUUUUGCAGGAUUAUAGCCAUGCUCUUGAUACUCUUAUAAGACAACCCAUUUUGGAUGAGGAAGAUGAAGAAAGCAUCUCAAGCUGUAACCCAUCAGUAUUUAACUUUUAUAAUUAUCUAAGGACACAUCCUCUCUUGUUGCGACGCCAUUUUGGUUCUUCAGACUUAUCUUCUACAAGGAUUUGUGUUACAGGAGAAAAUGGACUAGCAGAUGAAAUCAAUUUAGGGGAAAGAAGAUUGUUUUUUACAACAGCAUAUGCUCACUUAAAGGCUGGCUGUCCCAUGUUGGCUUUAGAAGUGUUAUCAAAAAUGCCCAAGGUGGUCAAAAAGUCAAAGAUUUUAGGAAGGACACCUAGCUUAAUAGAUACUAGUAAAGGCUGUUCGCCGUCUACUCCAGUACCAGUGGAAUCCGUGAGUGACAGAUCUAGCAUUGACUGGUCUCAGCCAGUGGUAAAUGGUUUAGGAUCAUCUUCAGAUUCUUUUGACUGGAGUCAGCCAAGUAUGGUCUUCCAGGAUGAACCUUUGGAACUGAAGUGGGACACUGAAAAAGAUGAGGAAAGUGAAGAUUCUUGUCUUGUAAUGAAACCUUUGCAGGGGACAGUGAGUGAGAAGCCAGCUGAAGUUAGUUCUAGCUGCACAGAAACUUAUAGUGCUGCUGUUGAAAAUGAUAUUUUAACUUUAUCAGAAGAUAUUAUUUCUGCACAGCUGAAAUUUAGGGCAUGCUUGAAGAUUCUCACAGUAGAGCUCCGUACAUUAUCCACUGGCUAUGAGGUAGAUGGUGGGAAAUUAAGAUUCCAGCUGUAUCACUGGCUUGAAAGAGAAGUGAUUGCUCUCCAAAAGACCUGUGACUACAGUGUUGAAGCAGAGGAUGUUGAGGCAGGAAUUGUCCCAGCAGAAGAUGAAACUUCAUUAAGUGAAACAAAUGAAGAGCUGUCAGAUGCACAACAGAAAGAACAUGCUCAGAGAAGACAGUGGCUUGUAAAAUACCAAUCACUUUUGCGGAUGUUUCUUAGUUAUUGUAUCCUCCAUGGAUCUCAUGGCGGAGGAUUGGCAUCUGUAAGAAUGGAACUAAUUUUGCUUCUACAAGAAUCUCAGCAGGAACAGUCAGUGCAGUUGACUACAAAUGCUGCAUCUGAGCAGAGCUCAAUACCACUCCUGUACGCUUGUACUGCAAGUGCCAAAACGGUGGUGGCCAAUCCAUUGCUACAUCUUAGUAACCUGACACAUGACAUACUCCAUGCUAUAGUAAACCUUGAUUCACCACCCCAUCCAGAUACACAGAAUAAAAAGAUACAUGUAAUGCAUACGUUAGCAGCAUCUCUGUCAGCUUGCAUAUACCAGUCUCUCUGUGGAGGUCACAAUUACAGUUCAUUACAAGCAAACCAGUUCACUGGCACAGUCUACCAGACACUGCUGCUCUCUCAGCGGCAUUCUCUAAGAACAGCAAGCUUGGAUGAAACAAUAACUCCUAAUACUGCACCAGCUAUGUGGCCAGGAGUGUCAGCUUUAGUAAGCUUAUUGAAUUGUACUGGAGAAGAAGCCCAGUCUGGGAUCACGGUUUUGCUGUGUGAAAUUCUGACAGCAGUCUACCUCAGUCUCUUUAUUCAUGGUCUAGCUACACAUUCCAGCAAUGAGUUGUACAGGAUUGUGGCCCAUCCUCUUAAUGAGAAAAUGUGGUUUGCUGUGUUCGGUGGAGGAGCUAAGAGUCCCAGGAAAGGACAAAUUCAACAAACAACAAAGAUGGGUAGGCACUUCCCUAUGCCUAGCCCUCACCAGGUAGUAGUAUUCUCCAUGGAAUGCGUGGGGUUUACCAAAUCUCUAACAGCCAUCAGUUCUCAUAGUCCUACUAAACUUGCAGCUUCUUCUCCUGUAGAAGAUGGUGAGAAGCAACAGAAACGAUUUAGACUGUCAUCAAAAUCAUCUCCAAAAGAGAAUUCACAGCCUACUGUACUCUCAGUAGAGGAAGACUCUGUAAAUUACAAAGAGAAGUUUAUUCCUCCUGAACUUAGUAUCUGGGACUAUUUCAUAGCAAAGCCAUUUCUCCCAUCAUCGCAGAUUAGAGUUGAAUAUGACUCAGAAGAGAGUCAGGAAAGCAGUGAUGAUGAAGAUGAUUAUGCAUUUCCAACAGACCAGACACUUCAAGAACAUUCAAAUUCAAAUUCGUAUAGUUGGUCACUGAUGCGAUUGGCCAUGGUUCAGCUUGUUCUUCGCAACUUAAAGACUUUCUACCCUUUGACUGGACAUGAUCUUUCAGAACUUCCAGUUAGCUCCCCACUGUGCCAUGCAGUGCUAAAGAUACUUCAGCGCUGGGAGCAAGUUCUUCUUAGACGACUUGAGAUGCAUGGUGGCCCACCAGAAAACUUUAUUGCUGUUCAUGCUUCGGAAGAUGUAUCCUCUUCAGGCCCUGCUCUACUUCGUCACAAAGCCCUCCUAGAACCUACAAAUACCCCUUUCAAGUCUAAAAGUCAUAUUGCACUGUCUGUGAAGAGACUUUGGCAAUAUCUUGUUAAGCAAGAAAUGGUCCAGGAAACCUUCAUCCGAAACAUAUUUACAAAGAAAAGGUGCUUAAAUGAGUCAUUAGAAGACCAAAAUGAACCUACCAAAAGUACUUCAGUAGAAGAACCUGGGAUCAAUAAGGUAGAGACUGAUAUGGGCUAUCCAGGAAGUAAAGCAAGAAUUAUCCAUAAAGAGUCUGACAUUAUCACUGCUUUUGCAGUCAAUAAGGCCAACAGAAAUUGUAUUGCGAUCGCUUCCAGUCAUGACAUUCAAGAACUAGAUGUUUCUGGAAUUCUAGCUACACAUAUCUACACUUGGGUUGAUGAUGACUUAGAAAUUGAAACUAAAGGAACUGAUGACUUUUUGGUUAUACAUGCUCGUGAUGACAUGUCAAAUAUUCAAGGGACUACACCCUAUACUCAUAGCAACCCUGGCACUCCAAUCAACAUGCCGUGGCUUGGUAGCACCCAAACUGGCAGAGGAGCUGCUGUGAAUAUACAGGAAUAUUCCAAUAAAUUUAAUGGAAUCAGAAAGGAAUUGGCAAGAAAAGAGAUGCUCAAGAAGUCAAUCAAUAAUGUCAGAAGAAUGGCAUCUCACCCAACAUUACCAUAUUACUUGACAGGUGCUCAGGAUGGUAGUGUGAGAAUGUUUGAGUGGGGUCAUUGUCAACAAAUUACAUGUUUCCGAUCUGGUGGCAACUCCAGGAUUACACGGAUGAGAUUCAAUUAUCAAGGCAAUAAGUUUGGGAUUGUUGAUGGCGAUGGAUAUAUAAGUUUGUACCAAACAAACUGGAAACGUUGUCUACAUGGUGGAAGCACACCCAAACCAUAUCUGACAUGGCAGUGCCAUAACAAAACGGCCAAUGAUUUUGUUUUCAUCAGUUCUUCAUCUUUGAUAGUCACAGCUGGGCAGUCUACUGACAACAGAAACAUUUGUUUGUGGGAUACUCUGGUUGCACCUUCUAGUAGCUUGGUGCAUGCCUUUACCUGUCAUGACAGUGGAGCAACUGUCUUAGCAUAUGCCCCCAAACAUCAGCUACUAUUAUCAGGCGGCAGAAAAGGCUAUACUUGUAUAAUUGAUCUUCGUCAAAAGCAGCAACGGCAAUUUUUCCAGAGUCAUGAUUCUCAAGUUAAAGCAAUUGCUGUAGAUCCUACAGAAGAGUAUUUUGUCACAGGAUCUGCAGAAGGAAAUAUUAAGGUAUGGAGUCUUUCUAGUUUCAGUCUACUUCAUACUUUUAUCAACGAACAUUCUCGACAGUCGAUUUUCAGAAAUCUUGGGACAGGUGUCAUGCAGAUCGAAACAGGACCAGCAAAUCACAUAUUCUCAUGUGGAGCUGAUGGGACAGUAAAAAUGAGAAUCUUGCCUGAUCGAUUUAGUCCAUUCAGUGACGUGUUGAAAAAUGAUGUAAAACUCAUGCUCUGAUGUGUUGAUUCUGGAAAAUAUUUUAUAAGUGGCUAACAAAUGUAAAGUAUGUUGAUGAUUGUACAGCUAGCACCACAAUAACACUCUCUGAUGUUUAUAUUUAUUGCUUGGAGCUUUAGUCCUUGAUGCAUUGUUGCCUUAAAGAUUAAUAAGUUCCUUCUGAUUUUGCCUAAAGAACCAUAGAUGAUUCAGUAAAUAUUUAUAAGUAUGUUGCAGAAGUAUCUCUUUUUUCAUUUGUGGUAAUGCCUUGUCCUGUUAGGAGUACAUGGUCUUUCUUGUCUUUUUUCUCUCUCUCCACUGAUUCUUUUCUAAAGACCAUUCCAUAAGGAAGCCUUAUUACGUCAUCUCUUAUUCUGAUAAGCAGAACUAUCCGUUGCCAAAUUCCUGCUCCUAGCUAUUACUAUAGCUUGUACUGAGUAAAAUAAGCAAAGUUGUUUCUGAGGCCAAUGCCCAUGGGGACGCUAUAGUGGCAGUUUUUACAGUUGAGCCACCACUGAUACCCAGUUCCUAGAAUUUAAGUUUCUUGCCAUUUGAACUCUGUCUCCAGAGCUGAGGACUGAAGGAAUAAACCUUGUCUUGCCUGAAUCACUGCUAUCAGGAUGGCAGCCUUUUCCUUAAACCAAGAGAUAAACGUAUAUUUUUAACUCUGAGCCCUGUUUCAAAAUAUGCAAGUAGUGUGUGGAUAUUUCCCUCAUAAAACUGUUUAAGGAUUAUAUUUUAAAAAAUCAUAAUAUGAAGCUUUAGUGUUGAUGGGACAAACCAUAGGAAUGUGUUGCAUAGAAUACUGAAUUAGAAACUUUAUUUUGUAAAGUAAGUGUGUGUGUGUGUGUGUAUAAUAUUGUAGAAAACAGACAGAUAAUGCCAUUUACUAUUUCCAGUGAAUUUGUUUUCAUUUAGCAGAAAGAUGCUGUUUUCCCAGCAUUUAGACCAUAAUAGCUUUUUAAUUACUUUUCUGAAGCAAACAAGUUUAGAAAAGAAUACAAAUGACUAUUCUACUGUAUGAAAUAAACUAUAGAUUUAUAAUUGAAAAAAAAUCAAAGAAAGUAUAUUGAAAUAAGAUUUUGAAAUUUUUUGCCAAAAUGUAAAAUUGUAUAAUUAUAUACAUUAACUGUUUUGACCAAAAUAUAAGAUGCACAAAGCCUUCAACAUUUUCCUAUGUGCUAAAACAGUCUAUGUAACUAUUUUGGGUUACUAUUUUAUUUUAGAAGUGUACAAAGCUUGAAAAUAUGUGAACUUAAAUAAGAGACUGGUUACUCAAAUGUAAAAUGACAUACUUUGCUAAAAUAUUUUGUGGAGAAGAAAACCCAGUAUCAAUACAAUGUUUCAUGUAAAACAAUGUUGUCUGGGACUGGAUGGUGUCAAUAAAACAAAUGAAGGGCUUGUAUAAUGAAUUUUGUAAUAUCCUCAGGACACUUAUUUUAAAAGUUUAAUUUUAACAUUUUGUAAAACUUUUAUAAUAUGAUUUUUAAUGUACUUAGCACCUUGUGCAAGCAGUACCUAGAGGGGUGGUUUUUUAAGCACUUAACCUGGGUCUAAAUCUGUGCAAUAACAUAUACAGUACUCAAUUUUAAGAGAAGAAAUGCACAGCAGCAUUUCAAAGAACUGGUGUGGCUGUUUGAUACCGUUAAUCUUAAUCAUUUUUCCUCUGCAUUAUUUGUAAAUUAAGUUGCAUUGAUAAGGCCAGAAGAGCAGCUCAGUGCUACCUAUUUUCAGCCGCGUGCCUGGUGAGCAUUGCAUUAAAAGCCUGAUCCUGAGACUUGUUGCACCAGAAAUAAGGUAGUGCUGUAUGUACCCAUUGUGGGGCCAGUGCAAAGUGAUCAACAAUUAUGUGCAAGGGUUGCAGAAGAAUUACACUGGCCUUACAGACAGUCUGCACAGGUAUUUAGGAAUGGAUUGUGAGUCUAAGUGCUAUGACCAGGAUAUUCCAUGUAGGUAUAUUAAAGCACUGGUUCUUUAAUCAUUAAAUUAAAAAGACAAAUAUGGAAACGAUGUUGGUAUGGAUGUUUAGGAUACCAACAUCUUUCAGUUGCUGGGUUCUAUUCCUGAGCUGAAAGGUAUAAAAGAUGACUACUUCAGGUGAUUUGCAAUUGGAAUAAUCACUUUUACCUGUAUGUUAAGCAGAUUUAACAUAGAAAUAAUUCAUAUUUGACUAGUGCUAUCAUUUUUAGUCAUUUUUGAGAAGUUGCACUUAAAGCUUGCCAAGACUCUAUUGUGUAGUUCUGUGCGUCUACUAGAAAAAUGGUAAUUUAGUGUUUUUUAUGAAGAAUGCUCUGAAACUAUUAUUUACAUUUUGUAAUAUUAUGAUGUAUUUAGCACAGACUCAUGAUGCCUAAAUAAACAAUCAUGCAGAGACUCGUUCCAAAAUGCAACAGA
Molecule: messenger RNA, 11802 nt
Organism: Hemicordylus capensis (graceful crag lizard)
Lineage: Eukaryota; Metazoa; Chordata; Lepidosauria; Squamata; Cordylidae
Gene: DMXL1
Product: Dmx like 1
Exons: 46
Coding region: 253-9429 (3058 amino acids)
Biological process (GO): vacuolar acidification
Cellular component (GO): RAVE complex
Molecular function (GO): protein binding
Source: RefSeq, a predicted model, not a curated record